This is a messenger RNA of Entamoeba dispar SAW760, 585 nucleotides long. RefSeq lists its product as uncharacterized. Lineage: Eukaryota; Evosea; Mastigamoebida; Endamoebidae. The record is from RefSeq and is a predicted model, not a curated record. The transcript has a single exon. Bases 1 to 585 code for a protein of 194 amino acids. Gene Ontology annotation, molecular function: GTPase activity; GTP binding.
AUGACUUCAAACAAACAGAUAAAAGUUACUCUUGUUGGAGAAUCAUCUGUGGGCAAAUCUUCAAUUUGCUGUGUAAUUUCUAAAGGAGUUUUUGAAAAAACUUCAGCAACUAUUGGUGCUGAAUUUAUUAAAUUUAAUAGAACAUACAAAGGACAACAAGUUUUAGUAAGUUUAUUUGAUACUAGUGGUGAAGAACGUUAUCACUCUAUUCCACAAAGUUACUAUAGAAAAUCUAAUGCCGUUAUUAUGGUCUAUGACAUUUCACGAAAAGAAACGUUUGAACAACUUGAGUACUGGUUAAAUGACGUUAAAGGAAAUUGUGAAAUUGACACAAUAAUUUGCGUUGGAAAUAAAAUUGAUCUUGAACGUGCAGUCUCAAAAGAAGAAGCUCUUGAAUUUGCACGUAGACAUAGCCUAAUUUACACAGAAACAUCAGCUAAAACUUUUGAAGGAGUUGAAGAUUUAGUUAAUGAAAUGGUUGCUGCUGUGAUGGAAUCAAAUCAAAUAGACGAAACAAUUUCUUCAAAUGAAAAUCUUCAUAUUGAAGACGUUUCUUCUCAACAAACUAAUUAUGGCUGUUGUUAA